AUGCGCGCUGACGUUUCCUCUUUCCUGUUUCUGGUUAUACUGAAGUCCAGUUGUAUUUUUUUUUCCCACGGGCUGUUUUUAAUCCAAAGGGAUUUCGGGUGUUUUUUAUGAGUAAUCAAAGGCAACAGAAGCCUACGCUAACAGGCCAGCGUUUCAAAACAAGAAAAAGAGAUGAAAAGGAGAGAUUUGACCCCACUCAAUUUCAGGAAAGUAUUGUACAAGGUCUGAACCAAACAGGCACUGAUCUGGAUGCUGUUGCAAAAUUUCUUGACGUCUCUGGUGCCAAGCUUGACUACAGACGGUAUGCUGAGACCCUGUUUGACAUCCUGGUGGCUGGUGGAAUGCUGGCCCCAGGAGGAACUCUUUCAGAAGACGUAGCCUGCACAGAAUUCUGUGUCUUCAAAGCGCAAGAAGACAUGAAGACCAUGCAAGCGUACGCACAGGUCUUCAAUAAGCUUAUCAGGCGUUACAAAUAUCUGGAAAAGGGAUUUGAGGAGGAAAUCAAAAAGCUGCUGUUGUUUCUCAAGGGGUUCACAGAGUCUGACCGUAACAAACUGGCCAUGAUAACAGGAAUUCUGCUAGGCAGUGGCAACAUCCCUGCAUCCAUUCUGAGCAGUCUCUUCAAUGAGAACCUGGUCAAAGAAGGUGUUUCAGCGUGCUUUGCUGUGAAACUCUUCAAAUCCUGGCUUUCUGAGAAGGACAUAAAUUCAAUUGCUGGCAGUCUUCGAAAGGUUGGCAUGGACAACAGACUCAUGGAACUGUUUCCUGCCAACAAGCGCAGUAGUGAGUACUUCUCAAAGUACUUCAGUGAUGCUGGGCUUAAGGAGCUUUCAGACUUCGCCAAAAACCAGCAGUCUAUAGGUGCUCGCAAAGAGCUGCAGAAAGAGAUACAGGAUCAGAUGUCGCACGGAGACCCCCUCAAGGAUAUUGUCGCAUACGCUCGGGAGGAAAUGAAGAAGAACAACAUCUCGGAGCAGACGAUGAUUGGACUGAUGUGGGCCAGUGUGAUGAGCUCUGUAGAGUGGAACAAAAAGGAGGAGCUGGUUGCAGAACAAGCCAUCAAACACUUAAAGCAAUACAGCCCCCUGUUGAAGGCUUUUACAUCUCAGGGCCUCUCAGAACUUACUCUUCUGCUGAAGGUCCAGGAGUACUGCUAUGAGAACAUCCACUUCAUGAAGGCCUUCCAGAAAAUUGUUGUUCUGUUCUACAAAGCUGAUGUCUUAAGUGAAGAGGCAAUCCUGAAGUGGUACAAAGAAGCCCACUCAGCCAAAGGAAAAAGUGUUUUCAUUGAACAGAUGAAAACAUUUGUGCAGUGGCUCAAGAAUGCAGAGGAAGAGUCUGAAUCUGAGGAAGAGGAUGCAGACUGAGGACUUUAAACAACCACCAUAUUUUUUUAAACGAACCUGACACCAGAUGCUGUCAGUAGAUAUUUUCCAUUUUUUCCCGUCUAUUCUCUACCUCUGCCUGUCUGUGUUAAAAUGUCAUGGAAGGGCUUUAAUAUUUCUUGGACUUGCCUCUUUAAAUCAAUACUUGUACUUCUCUUUCUACUCCUCAAAGAGCCAUUCUCAGUGCCAGAUUUAGGUAAAUAUAUUGAUCUACCACAUAAAGAGAAACUUUUUUAUUUUAUUUUUUUGAAACAGUUCCCUUUUGAGUCGGGCAGUUUGAUGAUUUCACAGCUACCAUAUUUAGUCUUGGACCUCUAAUUUGCCAGAGGCCCAUCUGUGGAGCCAUGAUAUGCUGGUCAUCUGAAAGAAAAACUGUUUUUGUGACCUGUUUUACAUUUCUUCCAGUUAUAUGACAGUGUCAAAUUUACUGCCAUUUUUUUACAGUCUGCCUCCAUCAUUGGCAAUGGAGCUGAGCCACUUGAAACAGCAACUGUUGUGGCAGAUAUUUUGCCCUAUAAAAUAAAAGAAAAACAUGAUAAAUUGCAUGUCAUAAAACCAUGCAAACUUUGCAAGGGUUUUUCUCCUUUUACCUUGAAUUUAAAAGAAUAAAUUGUAAGUAAUCAUU
Nematolebias whitei (Rio pearlfish) is the source of this 2010-nucleotide messenger RNA. Its product is annotated as basic leucine zipper and W2 domain-containing protein 1-A. The transcript has 12 exons. The coding region runs from base 108 to 1367 and encodes 419 amino acids. The record is from RefSeq and is a predicted model, not a curated record. NCBI's taxonomy places the organism in Eukaryota, Metazoa, Chordata, Actinopteri, Cyprinodontiformes, Rivulidae. Gene Ontology annotation, cellular component: cytoplasm; membrane. Gene Ontology annotation, molecular function: protein binding.